GGUAUCACUAAUGCUUAACGACUCGAUUUUUGCAAUUGCUCAAGUGAUUGCUCCGUGCUUUAAAAUCACAGGCGACUUGAAGAGACUUGAUGACACCAUGCAGACGAUUGUUGCUAUAGCUGCGGACGCCGAGAAAUUACACCAAACGGAUGGAGAUGUUAAACGCUGGUUGGAAAUGCUUAAGGAUGUUGCUUAUGAUGUUGAGGAUGUAUUAGCUGAAUUCUCAUAUGAAAUCCUGCGCCGUCGAGCCCACGCGGACAAUCCGUUGCUCAAGGUUCCUAACUUCUAUUGGAAUGGUGAUACGUCAAACAAAUGAAAAAAUGACGCUUGCUCAUGCAACAAGUGCACAAUGUAUUUAAGGUACAAACUUAUUCCGUCGGCAUAUGAUGAAUCUUAUUCCGCCAAAUUUUAACACCACAUAUUGGUCCUUAACGUUGCUACCAGUUAAGUCAUUAUUGAAGGAGUGGAUGCCUGGACAGUAGUAGCUGCUAUGGUUGUUAGGUGAACGAGGUGUGUUUUCUAUAUCCAUAGAGUAACGCAUACAAUAGUAGAUGAGCAAGAUGCAAGCGCUUGCAUGGUAUGCAUGUAUAUCACAAUCAGUAUAUAAAGUAGUAAUCUAUAGGAAUUAUUACUCAAAGAGGGAUAACCUAAAAUGGCCUGACACGGUACUGUAAAUCCCUUUGUGCAUGGAUGUGUACUUGAAAAAAUGUCUCAAGCAGCGAUGGGAUAGGAAUCUUUGUUUAUUGAAUUAUUUUACAGAUGUAACUUGAGAUUUUUCCCCCCUGCGCUUUGCUAUACGUAAAUCAUCUUGCGUGUAUUAUUUUUGUAAAUAGAAGAU
Messenger RNA from Papaver somniferum (opium poppy), 838 nucleotides. RefSeq names its product putative disease resistance RPP13-like protein 1. The transcript is spliced from 2 exons. NCBI's taxonomy places the organism in Eukaryota, Viridiplantae, Streptophyta, Magnoliopsida, Ranunculales, Papaveraceae. The coding region runs from base 11 to 316 and encodes 101 amino acids. The record is from RefSeq and is a predicted model, not a curated record.